UCCCCUCCUCCGUCCUCCUCUUAUCAGCAUGCCAGAGAGAGAAAGGCGAUCAGUAGGAGAAGGAGACGGAUUAACAACUAGCACUGAGGCCAUGGGACAAGAUGAAAUUUAAAAAAAGCUGGGAUUGACUGCAAAGAAGUGAAGGAAACACUUGUUUACUGACCAAUACUUAAAGAUCAGCAGAUGCCAAGACGAGGGAAGAAGAAACCAAAAAAGGAAAGUAAAAUUAGAGAAGAAAUGCAGACAUAAGGGUCAGUGCUAGCAGAGAGGAACUGGUGCUUGAUCAGGAAACAGGUGGAGCCAUUACAGAGAGACACCGGUAUCCAGCAUCACAACUACCAUGUACAGUGGAUAUGGAGGGAGUCCAUCGCGAACUCUGUCCACCAUGUCUCUGUCUGUCCGUCCAGUCAGACGCAUCACAUCCAGGUCCAUCACUAGGAGCCAGAGCUUCACUGGAGUUAACACCCAGGAGAAGUCUUACAGGAACUUCUCAGUGUUCAGCACUCCUGGUAUCAGCAGGAAGUCCAGCCGAGCAAGUGGACUCUUCACUAUGUCUACCAAAGUCAACCCACCACCGAAGGUUCCUCAACCAGAACGGCUGGAUGAGGUCUACAAUGCCCUGAAAAAAGGCCUCCAGUCUUACCUGUAUGUUUACCAAAUGGAUUUGGAAAACAUCAACAAACAGAUUAGAGAGUCUAAGAGAAACUCCAGACUGGGUUUCCUUUAUGAAUUAGACAAGCAAGUUAAGGUGAUUGAACGGUACAUCACAAAGCUGGAGUUUCAUCUCAGUAAGGUUGAGGAGUUUUAUGAAACCUACUGCCUGCACAGGAAACUGAGAGAUGGAGCCCACAAAAUAAUGAAGGCAUACACAGCCAACCCAGGAAGCAAGGAGGCUAAGGAAAGCCUGGGAGAGGCYUCUAAAGGAUACAAGGAAUGCACAGAGAUUAUGUGUGUGAUGGAAAAUGACUUUGAGAACCAGCUUGGAGAAUUCCACAUCAGAUUGAAAGGUCUUGCAGGAUUUGCCAGGUUGUGUGCAGGGGAUCAGUAUGAGAUCUUUAUGAAGUAUGGCCGACAGCGCUGGAAACUACGGGGAAGGAUAGAAAUCAACGCCAAGCAGGUGUGGGACAGUGAAGAGACGGUGUUUCUCCCUCUCAUUAACGAGUUCCUCUCUGUGAAGGUGACAGAACUGAAGAGCUUAGCCAAUCACGUGGUCGUAGGGAAUGUUUCCUGUGAAAUGAAAGACCUGUUUGCUCCACUCACCCAGGUGGUAGCUGUGGAUAUAAAUGAUCUUGGCACUCUUAAACUUAGCCUUGAAGUCACCUGGAAUCCAUUUGAUAAAGAUGACCAGGCCGCUCUUGUCAACAAAACACCAACAGUUUCAUCAAACAUCCUGAGACAACCAGGGACACCGCCCAUACGCAGUCAACCCUUCCCUUCUCUGUCACGCUGUCCACCAAGGCAGCAGCACUGGCCUCUCAUGGACAUCUUCAGGGGAACACUUACCCAGAGCUGUCCCUGUCGGGACAAUUCACCAGAAACACUCAGUGCAAUUCCUGAUGACAGCCCAGAUGGGGACGUACAAGAGCCACCCUGGUCAACCUCAGACUCAUCUGAUGACUCCUCUGGCCGUCAGUCGUCUGUGCCGGUGGAAACCAGCUCUCCACCUCUCACGGGUGUGUUAAGGACCUCAGGAAUCAAACCUGCAUCCUUUUCAUCUCCACAGCCCGGGGUUCACUAUUCUCCUCCUCCAACUGACAUUCCCAAUGGCAGUUCCACUUUAAAGGCUUCCAGCAUCCAAUUCCCAUAUGUAGCCGACAACCCAAGAAUGAUGGAAGAGGAACCAGUAACGAAUGGCCUUCUUGAGGAGCUGGAUUUGGUGGGAACCAUCAGCCCCAACCCAGGACAUGGGCAGUCUUACGCUCGCUCUCUGAGUCACAUCAGUGAGAGUAGCACCGAUGGGUUUGUGGAUUCAUCAGUUGGUGAUUCAGGAGAUAUAACCUCUCUGAUGUCUGGGAUCUCUAUAAAUGACAUAGAGAUCCCCUGUAGAAGAUCUGAGCCAGCAAGCCCCUCCCUCAUGCACACUGACAUUCCACCAAGCCUCUGUGUUGUAGAGGAAAUCCCAGAUGUCAGUCCCAUUCCUGACCCACUCAUUCGUCCACAUGAAGAAUCCUUUUUUCCCCAGGCUGACAGGGAUGAGCUAAACAGAUUUUAUCCUGACUUAGAGUACACAAACCCAUCCUCAACCAGCAGAAAUGGGACCUACAGAGCUCAAAAAGUGCUAGUUGAAGAGGACAGGCCAUAUGUGGGAGCAAGCUGGUUACCUGGAGGGAGUGACAGUGUGGUGGACAGUGAGCUGGAGGAUGCCCUGGAAAUUCUUCUUUCCUCUCUGGAUGAUUAUAGAGGACAGUUUCCUGAGUUGCAAACACUUGAACAAAACCUAAGGCUCCUGCAGGUAACUCUGAAGGGGAGCAGUCACAGCCGUUCAGCCAGCUUGGCCAGCCUCUCAGUAGAAUCAGCUUUGGGCAGCUUUGAUUUUCUGUCUUACUGUGAGGAAGAGGAGGAGAAGAUGAGUAGCAGGAAGAUGAGGAAUGGCAGACGAGAGCAUGGGGGCUGGGACAGUCCUCCCCUCUUCCAUUCACCUCUCACCACCAGCUGUGCCACUCUGGACUCCUCCCUGGUGRUCCAUCUGAAGAACUGCACAACACAGCUUUUGCGUCUUGGCACGUUUGGUCCCCUGCGCUGUGGAGAGAUGUACGCCUUAGACAAACUGCUGAGAGAGACACGUGUCUUUGGAAUCAUCCUUCGAAUUGUCAGGGACAACCCCAACCGGCCCAGGCAGCCUGCUGAAGUGAUACCAGAGCUGGGCCACUGCUUCGGUGCCCUGUCCCUUUGGGAGCAGACUACAGAGCGCGGCACUGUGUACUGUGUCUCUGUUGAGAACUUUCUCUCCACUCUGUCUACAUCAUGCUCCAGCAUGCCUCAUGGAGGGGCAGAUGCAGUGUUCUUGUGCCUCGUUGAGCAAAUUUUGGAUCAGAGGUUACCACGACGAGGCAACACAKGCAAAGGAAUUAUCACAGUGUUUCAGCUGUGGAGUUACUUGGAGUCUAACGGGAUCACUGAUAUGGAGACGCACAUCUCUGAGCUAGCAGAAGAGGUGUUCCUGGUGCAGAGCCUCARAUCCACUGACCUGGAUGUGAUUAUGAAUACUUUGAGACGGCCUCCUGAGCGCAACYUGAGGAGAGGAGAGCUCCAAGCUGUUGCCAACUUAUUGAAAGAUCCACGAGGCAAAGUGUCAACAUCUGCUAGCUCUUUACUGAGAGGCCUGACUGCUCAGCCCACACAGAGAGAACAGGCUUUGGUGCACUGCUUGGAGCUGCUGGAAGAUGAAAACAUAGACACCAGAGUGUGUGGAUGUAAAGCUUUGGCAUGUCUCAAGGCCAAAGAAAGCAUUGAGCAGCUGGUGUAUAUUUGUCAGACAGACAAGGAAGAUGUCCGAGAUGCUGCCAAACAAGCACUGCUGACACUGGGUGAGGAAGGAAAGAUGGCCUACAGACACGUGGAGAUAUCUCAGGACAGCUUGCCAAGRCUCUUUGCUCCAGGAAGCAUGGCCAGCACAGCCUUCUGACCAGACACAGCCAAUGACAGUCACAGCACACCAACAGCAUGGCACCACAGUCUCCACUGUGUCCAUCUGCUAAAGUGGAGGAUCAGUCGUAACUUAAACCUUUAUUUAGCAAUCAUCUAUAGUUAGGAGUACUUCAAACAAAUUUGCCAUAGAUGAUGACAUUUCUGAAGUAUGAGUUAAAUUAACAAAGAAAUUAAGUUCAACAUUCAUUAUUAUACAGUAUGAAGAACUUUUACAAAGUGUUACUGAAACAGACAGUUCCAGCACUGGUUGAAGAGCAAACAUUCCCAAAACGCUGUAUUAGCUGUUCUUAUAUCACUUUGUACUGGUCCAGGAAAGGCUCCAUUCAGUAAGUUGUUGCUGCUCCUCUUGUCACCGAACGAUCCACAUCUGUAGGAAACCAGUUGUGGCCACAGAAGGCUGCAGAUUUUUGACUGAUGCCUACAGAUAGAACGUAACCAUGACGAGAACUGACUACUCUUAUGCCUUCUCCAUGGAACCUGCAUCAUCUGCUAUCUGGAGUGAACAUUUGAAACAGAACUGCUGUCGUCUGCAGAGAACAGCAGGCCUUCAUUCCACUGCUGGUGGUGUUAAAGUCAAACUACAGCCAUUUCUGAGGGAAAUUACACACAAAAUAAUUACUGGGUAUUAAAGCAGUUAUUGAGAAAUA
This is a messenger RNA of Poecilia reticulata (guppy), 4295 nucleotides long. NCBI's taxonomy places the organism in Eukaryota, Metazoa, Chordata, Actinopteri, Cyprinodontiformes, Poeciliidae. The record is from RefSeq and is a predicted model, not a curated record.